Helianthus annuus (common sunflower) is the source of this 989-nucleotide messenger RNA. RefSeq names its product V-type proton ATPase 16 kDa proteolipid subunit. Gene Ontology annotation, cellular component: proton-transporting V-type ATPase, V0 domain. The transcript has 3 exons. The record is from RefSeq and is a predicted model, not a curated record. Gene Ontology annotation, biological process: proton transmembrane transport. Gene Ontology annotation, molecular function: proton-transporting ATPase activity, rotational mechanism. Lineage: Eukaryota; Viridiplantae; Streptophyta; Magnoliopsida; Asterales; Asteraceae. Bases 217 to 720 code for a protein of 167 amino acids.
GUACCAAGAUGACUUUGUACGUGGAUGAAAAAAAAAACAAAGUGAACAAAUUUCCCAUGGAUCCAAUCAAUGUGAUUGAUAUUUGAUUUUAUCCGUGAUAAUAAAAAUCCUCUACAAAGCUGCCCUCUCGUGAUCCAAAAGGCCACAGGUGUUCAACAACACACACAGAUCUAAACACAAACACAUCUUUCCUUUUCACUUUCUCCGAUCGCAACAAUGUCUUCAGGUUCAGGAUUCAGCGGUGAUGAAACCGCCCCCUUCUUCGGUUUCCUCGGCGCUGCUGCCGCCCUCGUCUUCUCCUGUAUGGGGGCUGCAUAUGGGACUGCUAAGAGUGGUGUAGGUGUGGCGUCGAUGGGGGUGAUGAGGCCGGAGCUGGUGAUGAAGUCGAUUGUGCCGGUUGUUAUGGCUGGUGUGCUUGGUAUUUAUGGUUUGAUUAUUGCUGUUAUUAUUAGCACUGGGAUUAACCCUAAGGCGAAAUCGUAUUAUCUGUUUGAUGGCUAUGCGCAUCUUUCGUCUGGUUUGGCUUGUGGUCUUGCUGGUUUGUCUGCUGGAAUGGCGAUCGGGAUUGUUGGUGAUGCUGGUGUUAGAGCGAAUGCACAGCAACCAAAGCUUUUUGUGGGUAUGAUUCUUAUUCUCAUCUUUGCUGAAGCUCUUGCCCUAUACGGGCUUAUUGUCGGUAUCAUCUUAUCUUCGCGUGCUGGCCAAUCGAGAGCAGAUUAAGAAGGUAACCCGACAAUGAUCGCGGACUUGUUUCUAUAUUCUCUAUCUGUUUAUUGUUUGUUAUCAUAAAUGACGACCAUUUUUUUAUAUCCCAUGUUUUGAACUUAAGUUAUUGCAUUAUUUUUCAUAAUUUCUUGAUGGAACUCCUAGUGAUCUUAUUAUUAGUGUUUAUGAUGUUACUGUAGAAUAAGGCCAUAAUUUUGGUCAAGACUUUUGUUCAUCGGUGUAAUUGUUACAAUCAUGAUUCAAUAGCCCUUUGCACUCACAAA